Molecule: messenger RNA, 1856 nt
Organism: Oreochromis aureus
Lineage: Eukaryota; Metazoa; Chordata; Actinopteri; Cichliformes; Cichlidae
Gene: ppp3ca
Product: protein phosphatase 3, catalytic subunit, alpha isozyme
Exons: 14
Coding region: 253-1821 (522 amino acids)
Biological process (GO): calcineurin-NFAT signaling cascade
Cellular component (GO): cytosol; calcineurin complex; cytoplasm
Molecular function (GO): calmodulin binding; calmodulin-dependent protein phosphatase activity
Source: RefSeq, a predicted model, not a curated record
UAGGACAGCAGAAGCAGCUCCUACAGCAUCCAGCACCCAGCAUCCAUCCCUGCCUGGGGAGCAGCAGUCCUACCCGGCGCAGCACCGACGCACGGAGGGGGCGCAUCAUCUAAGUGAUGCCACAGCAUCAGCCGCAUUUCGACAACAAAUACUGAGAGUACAUCCUAAAGGAGAGGGAGGACGAGGAAACAGAAGAUAAAAUAAAAUAAUUAAAAAAAAAAAAAGCUUCAGCCUCGAAGACAGCAACUGCCCAUGAAGAUGUCUAACGCUGACAUCGUCUUAAACGCCACGGAUCGGGUGGUGAAAUCUGUCCCCUUCCCCUUGAGCCACCGCCUUACGAUGAAGGAAGUAUUUGACUGUGAAGGGAAACCUCGCGUGGAUCUCCUGAAGGCCCAUCUCACCAAGGAAGGUCGUGUGGAGGAGGCCGUGGCGCUCCGAAUCAUCAAUGAGGGAGCAGCUAUCCUGCGUCAGGAGAAAACUAUAUUAGACAUCGAGGCACCGGUCACAGUCUGUGGAGACAUCCAUGGGCAAUUCUUUGAUCUUAUGAAGCUGUUUGAAGUGGGAGGAUCACCAGCUACAACACGGUACCUGUUCCUUGGUGACUAUGUUGACCGUGGCUACUUCAGUAUUGAGUGUGUUUUAUACCUUUGGUCGCUGAAAAUCCUCUAUCCAAAGACACUAUUUUUACUUCGUGGAAAUCAUGAAUGUAGACAUUUGACAGAGUAUUUCACCUUCAAACAAGAAUGUAAAAUCAAGUACUCUGAGCAGGUGUAUGACUCGUGUAUGGACGCGUUUGACUGCCUUCCCCUGGCUGCGCUCAUGAACCAACAGUUUCUGUGUGUUCACGGCGGACUCUCACCUGAAAUACACACCUUAGAUGACAUUAAAAAGUUGGAUCGGUUCAAGGAGCCACCGGCUUUUGGGCCCAUGUGUGACCUGCUGUGGUCCGACCCUCUCGAAGACUUUGGCAAUGAGAAAACCCAGGAAUAUUUCAGCCACAACACAGUGCGGGGCUGCUCUUACUUCUACAGUUAUCCAGCUGUAUGUGAGUUCCUACAGAGCAAUAACUUAUUAUCCAUAAUCCGAGCGCACGAAGCACAGGAUGCUGGCUACCGGAUGUACCGUAAAAGUCAGACGACUGGAUUCCCAUCCCUCAUUACCAUCUUCUCAGCGCCAAACUACCUGGAUGUUUACAAUAACAAAGCUGCCGUACUGAAAUAUGAAAAUAAUGUCAUGAACAUCCGACAGUUCAACUGCUCACCCCAUCCCUACUGGCUGCCCAACUUCAUGGAUGUCUUCACCUGGUCUCUGCCGUUCGUUGGAGAAAAAGUCACAGAAAUGCUGGUGAAUGUGCUGAGCAUUUGCUCUGAUGAUGAACUCAUGAAUGAUGAAGAUGAGAUUUUUGAUGCCAACGCAGCUGCACAACGCAAGGAGGUGAUCAGAAACAAGAUCCGCGCUAUCGGGAAGAUGGCCAAAAUGUUCUCUGUUCUCAGAGAGGAGAGUGAAAAUGUGUUGACGCUUAAGGGCCUGACGCCCACUGGCAUGCUGCCAAGCGGGGUUCUUUCUGGAGGCAGACAGACACUGCAGAGUGCCACCAUUGAAGCCAUUGAAGCCACCGAGACGCAUGAUGAGGACGGAGAAGCUAUCCGUGGGUUCUCCCCCCAGCACAAGAUCACCAGCUUUGAGGAGGCUAAGGGCUUGGACCGCAUCAAUGAGCGUAUGCCUCCUCGCAAAGAUGGGGUGAACCAUGUGGGUCACUCCAUCGGAAAGAUGAAUAUGUCAGAGGCCAACGGCACAGAAGAUAACAGCAACAUCCAGUGAUGUGCUGUCUGAGCCUCAGAACUGCCGGUGGCUAC